Molecule: messenger RNA, 699 nt
Organism: Physella acuta
Lineage: Eukaryota; Metazoa; Mollusca; Gastropoda; Physidae
Product: multiple epidermal growth factor-like domains protein 10
Molecular function (GO): scavenger receptor activity
Source: RefSeq, a predicted model, not a curated record
AUGUCGAGUUACUUCGAUGACGACACGAGAUAUAACGACAGUAAUGCUGUUGAUGGAAAGAUUAAUGCUGACUGCUCUAACUACGGCUGUUCCAUUGCAAACAUCAACGAUAAAAACCCCGCCUUGAAUGUUUCGUUUUCAACCCCAGCGUUCAUUUACUAUUACGUGUUUAAUUUAGGGAACUUUACAAAAGGAAACCAGUCCGAUUGUCCCACUAGAACCUACGGCCUCGGCUGCCAGAAGACUUGCAACUGUGCCGUCAAGGGAGAAACGUGUUUUGUUAGCACAGGGGGUUGUCCGUCUGGUUGUCCGGAUGGCUUUCAAGGUGAAGGUUGCAAUACAAAAUGUGACGCCGGCUGGUUUGGCCCUAAUUGUGAAUACAAAUGUCACUGUGACAAAAUCUCAUCUUGUGACGUGGAUGGAUCUUGUAAAGAUAAAUUUUGUGACACGGGUUUUUACGGGAAAGAUUGUUUACAAAAAUGUGGCGAUGGAUGUCAGCAAUGCCAUCACGUGACUGGCGUCUGCUACAACUGUAGCCUUGGCUACAGACUCAGCGACUCUGGUGACGCCUGUUUCUCUGUUUGUGACACGGGUUUUUACGGGAAAGAUUGUUUACAAAAAUGUGGCGAUGGAUGUCAGCAAUGCCAUCACGUGACUGGCGUCUGCUACAACUGUAGCGCCUGUUUCUCUGGUGUGUAG